This is a messenger RNA of Penicillium robsamsonii, 1575 nucleotides long. Its product is annotated as sugar porter family MFS transporter. Lineage: Eukaryota; Fungi; Ascomycota; Eurotiomycetes; Eurotiales; Aspergillaceae. The transcript has 6 exons. Bases 1 to 1575 code for a protein of 524 amino acids. Gene Ontology annotation, cellular component: membrane. Gene Ontology annotation, biological process: transmembrane transport; carbohydrate transport. The record is from RefSeq and is a predicted model, not a curated record. Gene Ontology annotation, molecular function: carbohydrate:proton symporter activity.
AUGGGUAACUUGGAUCUCUCAAGUCGGCUCAGUGGGAGAUGGCUGAUCACUGUGAUCACUGUCGCAAAUGCUUGCUCAAUGGCAUGGUUUGGGUAUGAUCAAGGAGUCUUCUCAGGAGUCUUGAUCUCAGCCGACUUCAAGAAACACUUCCCACAGACGAAAGAGUCGAAUAUCUCUGGCAUUACAUCCAGUUGUUUCUCUCUUGGGGCCUUUUUCGGUGCUAUAUUUGCUUUUACUCUCGGCGACAGGCUCGGUCGGAAGAAGACAAUUGCUCUCGGCUUGGUGUGCAAUACCAUUGGUGCGGUCCUCCAGAUUGUCUCCUGGCAUUUCCCACAGCUGAUCAUCGGCCGUAUCAUCAAUGGCUUUGGUAUGGGAUUGACCUCUUCCACGUGCCCUGUGUACCAAGCUGAGUGCUCCAAACCACGAGUUCGUGGAAAGCUCGUGGUAGUGGGGUCUCUCUCCAACACGGCAGCCUUCUGCCUGGCCAACUGGAUGAAUUAUGGUUUAUUCUUUCAAGGCGAGGCACUGCAAUGGAGGUUCCCUUUGGGAUUUCAACUCAUAUUCCCAUGCAUCGUGGUGGUGGCACUGAUAUUUGUUCCCGAGUCCCCGAGGUGGCUUUUGCUCAAGGAUCGACACGAGGAGGCGCUUGCAGUACUCGCGAGACUGGAGGGUAAGAAUAAGGACGUUCACGAUCCAGACGUGGCUGCUCAAUUCCUAUCCAUACGGUCGGCACUUGAGGUUGAGCGCCAAAGUCAGGUACCGCUGGCGGAUGUCUUGAUGUGCCGCGACAAGACACAAAACCUCCGGCGGCUGCUCUUGUCUUGUGGUACUCAGUUCAUGCAGCAGUUCAGCGGUGUAAAUGCGCUUGGAUAUUAUCUUCCAACUCUUUUGCAGGAAAGUGUCGGACUCGGAGAAGAGGAGAGUCGCUUGCUCACUGCUGUCAAUGGCACGACGUAUCUAUUCGCUGCGUUUUGUUGUUUGGUAAUCAUUGAUCGUUUUGGGCGUCGCAAGCUAAUGCUAUAUGGCUCGAUAACUAUGGGCGCAUGCUAUCUCGUUGCGGCAAUGUGUCUUCGAACAGGCGAGGGUGACCCUUUACGAAAGCAAUUGAUGGGACGUGUGACCACUGCUAUGUUCUUUUUGUAUUACUUCUUCUAUGGAACAAGUUUUGCCAAAGUCCCCUGGGUCUAUAACUCCGAGGUGAACUCACUCGGAUGGCGCACCCGAGGCGCUGCCGCGGCCACAGCAACAAACUGGAUGGGCGGAUUUAUCGUGACGCAGUUCACGAGUGUUGGUGUCAAUAAUCUACAUUGGCGGUUUUAUCUAAUUUUCGCCAUCAUUGCCUGGUCGUUCUUCCCCAUCAUCUUCUGUUUCUAUCCGGAAACUUCCCGACGCAGCUUGGAGGACAUGGACGAAAUUUUCAUCCAACAUCCCUCGCCGAUUGUAUGUGGCAAGCAAGAGUUGACCCAACGUAAGCGACCACAGACAUUUGUCGACGCGGAAAGGGAUCGUAUCUUGGACACACAAUUUGGAGAAAAGGUUAAAGGGGCAACGACAGCACAUUACGAGCAUGUCUAG